Molecule: messenger RNA, 3575 nt
Organism: Musa acuminata AAA Group (dessert banana)
Lineage: Eukaryota; Viridiplantae; Streptophyta; Magnoliopsida; Zingiberales; Musaceae
Exons: 3
Coding region: 2742-3359 (205 amino acids)
Source: RefSeq, a predicted model, not a curated record
GCUAAUGAGCUUUUAAUUUCUGAUACCUGAACUUAGUGCAGAAUGGUGAGAGUGUAUGGUGCUGCAGAUAUCCAAAGGAUGGCUGUCACUAGGAUGAGCAUUUAUCAAAUGUAUCUAGUGGUUUAACACAGAUAAAGUUCCUAUAGUCUCAAUGUAACUAUUGAUUUCCUACAUGAUAAUUGCGUGUCCAUUUUUGGUUCUGGCUAGCUAUAUCACAUCCAUAACUAGUAUAUUCUAGAUAUUGUACACAUGUCCUCCUUGCCUGUUGAAUGUUUGAAUUCUUAUCUACCUACUUGAGUUGCAGCAUUUUAUUUGUUUUGUUAUACUCAUACUUGACAUUUAGAUUAACACAAGAAAUUCCGAGCAUGAGGGAGUAUGGUAGGGAGAUGAAGGCUGGAAGCAACAUGAACUUUUUUGUGCAGAGAAUGGAAAAGAGUUAAAAGGAUUAAGGAGCUAAAGGACCAGAUUCUAUCAAAGAGGAUGAAGGAACAAUUCCUAACUGGCUGGUGGGAGUGACUGGAUAUAAGCAUCAAGAAGAGUGGUGAAACCAGAACCACCUGAAGAAUGUGGUAGUGGAUUCGUGAGGUCAUGGCAUUAUUGUGAAGCUGAAGAGAUUCCGAACAGCACUUAUCUUAGAGAUAAAACCUCAUAUGCUCAUAAGGUCCCUUGUUUUGAGCACAGAAGAGUUUGAGGUAAACCAUUGGCAAAUAUGAUCUUGUGAUGGUGGUGGAUGAUCAGCUAGUCCAAUCAGCUGACAUUUUUUAUUUGGAUGCCUUCUUGACCUAAUACCAUUCCUUCGGAUCAUAUAACUAUCAUGUUGUUGUUAUUAAUGCUUGUAGAUUUUGUACUAUGUGGUUCUUCUGUGUUCAGGACAUUUUUUUCUAAUGAACAGCAUCUGCAAGCAUCGCAAGAGGUGGUGCUGUCAACUUAUCUAAAAUUUCAACUUUCCAUGGUUUUAUGAUUUGCUACUCUCUCAUGUGCUUUGGAUGGUUGGGUGCCUGACUUCUGUACAUGCCAUUGCCAUACUGGUUAGUCCUGCGAAAGUUCAUAACAUUACCCUUAUCACUUAUCCAACUUCUCAUGCUCACAGGCAAUACGGGCACACGAUUAUAAAAAGAAGCAUAUGUUCUCGAUUGGUGAAUGAUGAAGCUCCAGGAGAUCUCUGUAUUGUUCGAAUUGGAUAUGUUGAUUAUGAAUUUGACACUAGUGGUUUCUUGGUAAAAUGACUACUGGGACUCUUUGAGAGUUAUCUUCAAUCAGAAUCUUUGCUACUAAUAUCAACAAUGUGGUUCACAUAUGGCUACAUCAUCAUGGAAAGCUCAACCAAACUGCUUUCAUAUGACUCUUGCAUUCUAGGUCUGUUAUUAUUCUUUUUUUUCUUUCAGUAACUAUUAUGGCAGGUCAAAACUGUUAAUAGCUCAUAUUUGAAGAAUUCUUUCGUUUUUGGUACAGUGUUAACUUGUGAUAUGGCGGUCGAUAUGGUCAAUAUGGUACAGUAUUUGAAGAAUUCUUUCUUCCUGGCGCUAAAUAUGGGUUUUAUUGCAUGAUUGCAUGUGAUAUGUAUGCCAGUUAAUUGGAUGGCUGUUGCUGUCCUUUGAUGACUCAAAGAACCUGCGCGUGAACAGAUCAGUGGGAGCCAUGUAGUCUAAUGCUUUUGGUAUCAGUAGCAUCUCUUCUAUGUUACUUUGUUCUUCACUGCAAGCAGGUUAAUGAUAGCAUGUGGCCACUGGUGAUGUUGAAGUUUCAUCUGUUAUAUCCUAAUCUUAGAGCUUUUCUUUCUCAUUCUGAUUAUUGUGGCCUGAUAUAUCCGAUUCUUAGACCGAGUGAUCUGACCCUUUCUAUUCAUUUAUCACUAGCAGUAAAGAUGUAGGUGUCAAAUAAACAGUUCUCUUCAUAUUAGUGGUAUAGUGCAGUUGGAAGAGAUCUGUCAAUUUAUAUAUUGAUCAUACUAAACCAGAGACACACAACACUAGGGGAACCUACAGGAAACAGACUUGAGUUUGAUACUAGAAGUCAUACUUGGAAAUGAACUUGCUUCUUUGUAUGGAACAAUUAGUCUUUAUAUAGUCUAAUUCAAAUGUUCCCAGCUCAAACACAAUUUUGGUUGCAGUUGUUUCUCUAGCAGGAUCAUUUUCAGCUGCAACAACAGCCUCUCUUGCCAGAAUGCAGGUGAGGAAGAAACUGGUUGUGUACUGGUGUCACAGCUUUUUUUCUAGUUGGUAAAUCUUGUGCCUUCACCCCUCCAAGUUAUUAUCUUUCGCCAUGAAGUUUAACAUCAACAGGACAACGCAAUUUUAGAUCUCUUGACAUAAUACUACAUCUUUCAGUAGUGAAUGCAGGCACUCCACUUUUAUAUUGCUUCACAUGAUGCAUGGUGUCUGAUGUCUCCUAAACUUGCAGUGUGGACUACGGUUGUAUGCAGCCUGGUAAUCAUCAAGGAAAGGACCACCAGAGCAUAUGUUUAUAUAUCCAUAGCUGCUCUUGUCUCAAAUGCUGAUAUGGUUUCUGAUGCAUCAAGAUCUAUCGCCCAGGUACUCAACUUUCUUCCCAUCCUCUUGUUGCUUGUGCCAGUAACUCCAUGAACAAUGAUGAAGUCCUAUUACUUGGUUGAAAUGGCUUCUCAUAAUACUGGCUGCGAGUAAUCCUCUCGGCCAGUAUAAUAAUACUUGCCGACGUUGAUAUCUACCUACCCACGCCACGCAGUCUUUCAACAUCAUCAUCAAACCGGUGGAUGAUGAAGGAUGCCAAGCCAGCAUUUAAAGCCUUCAAAUCAUUUGAGGGUGGCAAGGCAUGCAACUUUGGGAAAAGAGAGACCACCACUGCAGAGUCCGAGGAAGAGAGGAGCCAUGAGAUCGGGGUGCAAGUCUUCCCUCGGCUGCGUGGACGCGCGCGAGCCGGUGAGGGCCAACUACAAGAUCCUUUACAAGUGGCCGGAGUCCGACGUCGAGUUCGUGAAGUCGAUGGCGUCGGGAAGACGAGGCGAGACAGGUGGCCUCGACGGCCACCCCGGCCUUGACGAGAGGCGGAAGCGGAGCGCAGGUCCCAGCGUGGUGGAUAGCUACUCCUGCCGGCAGCUGUACUUGAGGAGCUACACCUUCACCAAGGAGGAGUCGGUCCCGGAGAAGACGAAGCGGUGCUUGAGAAAGGUCAAGGAGACGGCCGCCGCCGUGCCCCUCUUCAGCACCAGGAACACCGAGAAAGGUGGCAGCGUCGACAUGGGUAGCAAGCGGAGGAGGAGGAAGGAGGAAAAGGAGAAUUGCGCGAAUACGAGGAAGCUGAGGGAGAUGACGCACUCCGCGCUGCACGCCGUCUUCCAUCGCCUCCUGUUCUGCACCGCCAGCGUCGACGUGGUGGAUUGAGGGCGACCUGUGCAGGAAGUAGUCGGCUUCUCUGUGUGUGUGUGUGUGUGUGUGUGUGUCCAAGUUCGGUGGUGUCAAGGCCUGAAGAGCAGAAUCCAACAGUCAUCUUCUUCCUUAAACCUUCUUGCAAGCAUAGAGGCCAUGGUUACAUCAAUGUAAUUCCAACAACAUUAAUGCAUAUCUCAAAGUUGUAUAAACUGUGUCUCUUCCAUUUCA